Messenger RNA from Pseudocercospora fijiensis CIRAD86, 1155 nucleotides. RefSeq lists its product as uncharacterized. The record is from RefSeq and is a predicted model, not a curated record. Bases 1 to 1155 code for a protein of 384 amino acids. NCBI's taxonomy places the organism in Eukaryota, Fungi, Ascomycota, Dothideomycetes, Mycosphaerellales, Mycosphaerellaceae. Gene Ontology annotation, molecular function: 3-beta-hydroxy-Delta5-steroid dehydrogenase (NAD+) activity. The transcript has a single exon. Gene Ontology annotation, biological process: steroid biosynthetic process.
AUGGCUACACACGAGCAGAAGAUCAGGAGUCUGGGACAUGUUCUGGUGACGGGCGGCUCUGGAUUCCUGGGCAACCACAUUGUGUCGCUGCUUGCGUCCCGGAAAGCGUGCGAGAAGAUCACCGUCCUCGACCUCAAACAGCCUGCGGAUCCCGUCAAUGGCGUCGACUACCAGGCUGGCGAUCUCACCGAUCCUGACGCCAUGCUCAAGUUUUUCCGCUCCAGAAAGUUCAGCACAGUCAUCCACACUGCCAGCCCAGUCAUGACGGCAAGCAAGAACCAGGAGUUGACAUACAAGGUCAAUGUGGAGGGUACCAAGGCAUUGGUCAAAGCAGCGCAGGAGACUGGUGUGAAGGCAUUUGUCUACACCUCUUCCGCCAGUGUUAUUCAUGACACCCAAAGCGAUCUCGUCAAUGCUGACGAGAGAUAUCCUUUGAUCAUGGGCAAGGAACAGCCAGAGUACUACACCACAACGAAGGCUCAGGCCGAACUUUUCGUGCUCUCGCAGAAUCGCACGGCUGCUUUCCCCACCUUCUUGACGACAGCAUUACGCCCUUCGGCUAUGUUUGGAACUGGAGAUGUGCAGCUCAUUCCUCCGGGUCUGUCCGCAUACUAUCGAGGCCAGACGAAAGUACAGAUCGGCCCCAAUGAGAAUCUGUUCGACUUUACCGAGAUCACCAACGUUGCUCAUGCGCACCAUCUUGCGGCUGCUGCUCUUCUGGCCACCCACGAACGCGCCGCACAAGGCCUAGCAGCACCUCUGGACCACGAGAAGGUUGACGGCGAGGCUUUCUUCAUCACCAAUGACGCGCCGGUCUACUUCUUCGACUUUGCACGUGUGUUGUGGGCUGCUGCUGGAGACAGAACUACUCCAGACCAGGUCUGGUGUCUCUCUAAAGAUCUUGGACUUUUCCUUGCCACUCUUAUGGAGUGGAUAUACUUCAUCUUCCGACUCGGCAAACCCAACUUGACGCGACAGCAGGUCAGAUACACUUGCAUGACCAGGUACUACAACAUCGACAAGGCGAAACAGCGACUCGGGUAUAGGCCUCUUGUUGGAUUGCACGAGGGAGUCAAGAGAGGAGUUGCAGAUGCGCUAUAUCGAGGUGUGGUAGUGGGACAACCGCCAGAGCUGAAAGGCAAGAAAAUACAGUAG